Juglans regia (Persian walnut) is the source of this 1820-nucleotide messenger RNA. RefSeq lists its product as uncharacterized. The record is from RefSeq and is a predicted model, not a curated record. NCBI's taxonomy places the organism in Eukaryota, Viridiplantae, Streptophyta, Magnoliopsida, Fagales, Juglandaceae. Gene Ontology annotation, biological process: cell-cell adhesion. Gene Ontology annotation, molecular function: protein binding. The coding region runs from base 128 to 1540 and encodes 470 amino acids. The transcript has 2 exons.
UUAUAAUCUUCUCCUUCCUCGAAAAUUAUCGAUAGAAAAUUCUUUGUUAAUUUUAUAAUCAUUUAUACUAUUCAAAGCAUAGGGAAUUAAGGGAAAAUUUUAGAGGGGCUAAAGGGAAGAGGAAGAAAUGCUUGGAUUGACGCUGAUUAUAGUGGUGGCCUCGUCCGUCGGAGUUGUUACGUUAAUCCUUUUGAUUCUUCUGGUUUGGCGGUGUUUUUGUUUCAGAGAACGUAAAGAUUUCGCACCAAAAGCUCCGAGCUUUCGAGCAACAGUUGGGAGUUCUGCAAGAGUUCAACAAACGGCGAGUGUUCAUCAUCAACCUAUAUACUCAGAUGUCAGAAGAAGAGGGAGUCAAUACGGUUUCGCACGAGGGGUUUCGGUGAAACCUCUGUUUAGUUGGGCUGAUCAUCCAUCGCUGGUUAACGAAGCCGUCGAGAAUGGAUGGUCUCAAUUUGCUUUCACCGGCAACAAAUCCUCGACGACAAGAUCAACGUUGUUGGGUUUAUGCGCUGUCGGUGAUCAGGGAAUCGAGACCGAGGCUGAGAUGAUGUGGGAAGUUUGUCAGGGAUCGGUAGAAUUCAUGCAGAAUAUAAGGUUCAAUUCUGGGGUGAGAAGAGUGAGCAUAAGCCAACCUUCCAUGGCUGCUGCGUCUGUAGUUAGGGCAGCUUUGCCUUUGCCAGGCCCGCCCUUGGGAAACACUUCUGCUUUUCCUCAAGAAGCCUAUUUCGAGAUCACAAUUUUGCAUACUCAUGGUGAUUACAAGGAAUCAGUUGGCAAGGUUAAGGAGGAAGGUGAGAAGACUAAACUAAUACAAGAGAAUUCAAAUGCAAAAGCCAUUUCAGAUUCCUUAAUCCAUGUUACCAGCAGUCAAAGAGUUAACAACAUUGAAGAGUUCAAGGUUGACAUUUUUGAAGAAAGUGGGAAUGGUGAAGCAGUAAAGCUUUCACUGGGGCUAUCUGCCGGAGGCUCUCUUCCUUCAAAACUUCCCGGCAGCUAUCCGGGAAGCAUCGGAUUCAACUCCGACGGUUCUCUCUAUCUUGAUGGAAUCAAACUGGUGUUCGAAUCCAAAGAAGCAGAUUGGGGAAGAACAGAUCAAGUGAUUGGUUGUGGGUUUGAUCCUCGGCAGAAGAAGGUGUAUUUCACAGUAGAUUCAGAGCUGGUACACGUUGUCCAUUGCAAGUCAGAAGAAUUUGGGACACCAUUGUAUCCAACUCUAGCUGCAAACAUUGAUAUCUUGGUUCUGGUUAAUCUGGGACAAAGUGUCUUCGCCUAUGGCCCUGCAAAUGCGCAGAGGACAGCAAAUCCUUGCUUUGUUCGCCCGCCUAAUGAUCCGAAUUCCCCUGCUGUCGAUGUGGGGUAUGAAGACAGCAGAGAUCUCUUCUCAAUGACAUUCGAUUCCCAGUGGCUUAAUUCGAGUACAAUCAGAGGCAGCCAGAAUAGCACUGCUAAACAGGCAAAAGGUUCUGAACAAGAAACAGAGGUUGAACUGUUUGAAAUUGUCUUGGAAGAUAGCGGAAGACCCUCAAAUGCGAUGUUGUAAGUUGUAAAAACAAGAGGCUCUUUGAUCAAUUCAAAAUCAAACCUCAAGUGGCUUGCUCAUCUCCGAGAAAUGCACAGAUAGAACACCUUGCAGAUGCUGGGCACAUUUGGGUUGUCAUUUUUGGCCAUUCAACUUCUUGUUUUCUUUGUUUAUUUAUUUUUCCUUUGAGAAACCAUUUUACUCCCUUGUGAAUAACAAGAUACUGUUGGUAGCUUUUUAAAAUAAUACAAGAUACAAAUUAUAGGGUGUACAAGCUUCAUACUCUAUUUGAAAAAAAAAA